GAAACUUCAACAGUACAUUCAUAACAAUGAUCAGUUUAACUGCUAGUGUUUUUGUGUAGCUAUAGAAAAACAGAAUCUUUUCUUUUUUCAUCAAAGAUUCCUCUCCUUGGACUGUUCAUAUUUGCAUCGAUUAAAUCCAGAACACAUAGCCGAAAUAGCUAAAGGAGUGACGAACAUGACAAGACAAGUGACAAGUACUGAUCCUACGUUCGAACAUGACAAGUGACAAGUACUGAUCCUGCGUUAUUGGAAGGAUUUAUAAAUUAUUGGAAUUGUAUAUUAAUUAAUCCUACGCCGGUUCGUAGUAUAUUUGCCUUCUCCUGAUUCAUAAUUUGACAGAGCAACAGAUCGUAGUAUGGAUAAGCAUUCAGAUACUAAUGAUCUCCCAAUGUCAUAUCAGACCGUGAAGCCUGAAAAUUCUGAUGAAGAUGAGGUGAAUGAUUCUCCAAUUGAGCAAGUCAGAUUAACGGUUCCAGUCACAGACGAUCCGACGCUACCGUGCCUGACUUUUCGCACAUGGUUUUUGGGGAUUGUUUCUUGUGCUGUUCUUGCAUUCCUAAACCAGUUCUUCGGUUACCGCCAAAAUGCGCUCUACGUAUCAUCAGUCUCGGCUCAAAUUGUGGUGCUUCCAAUUGGGGUUCUUAUGGCUGCAAAACUACCAAGAAAAUCGAUUCGGAUACCUGCAACGAGUUGGUCGUUUUCUCUGAAUCCAGGGCCCUUCAACUUGAAAGAGCACGUCCUAAUCACAAUAUUCGCAAAUUCAGGUUCAAGUGGCGUUUAUGCUGUGAACAUCAUUACCAUUGUCAAGGCUUUCUAUCGCCGGGGGAUCCAUAUUCUUGCAGCCUUUUUGUUAACACAAACUACUCAGAUGCUAGGAUAUGGAUGGGCAGGGAUCUUCCGGAAAUUUCUUGUUGAUUCACCAUACAUGUGGUGGCCUUCCAACUUGGUUCAAGUCUCCCUCUUCAGGGCAUUACAUGAAGUGGAGAAAAGGCCAAAGGGAGGCUUAACAAGGCUGCAGUUUUUCCUUAUAGUGCUUGCAUCAAGUUUUGCAUACUAUAUAGUUCCCAACUAUCUGUUUCCAUCUAUAACUGCCCUCUCCUUCGUUUGUUGGGUAUGGAAGGACUCAGUCACUGCCCAGCAGAUUGGUUCCGGUCUCCGUGGCCUCGGAGUAGGUUCGUUUGCCCUUGAUUGGUCAACUGUGGCUAGCUUUUUAGGAUCUCCCUUAGCCACCCCUGGCUUUGCUAUUGUCAACAUUAUGGUUGGUUUUUGCAUAACUCUGUACAUAUUAAUCCCAAUAGCUUACUGGACCAACGCUUAUCAAGCCAAGAGAUUUCCCAUUUUCUCGUCACAUGUCUUCGACGCUAAUGGGACACAAUAUGAUGUUUCAGUGGUCUUGAAUGAGACUACCUUUGCAUUUAAUCAGCAAGGAUACGAUGACUAUAGCAAAAUCAAUCUCAGUAUCUUCUUUGUGUACGCUUAUGGCUUAAGCUUUGCAACAUUGGCUGCAUCAUUGUCUCAUGUUGCUCUCUUCCAUGGAAGAGAGAUUUGGCAACAGACGAAGGCAACUCUUCGAGAUGAGUUCCGGGAUGUGCAUACCAGACUAAUGAAGAAAAACUAUGAGGCCGUCCCGGACUGGUGGUUUUACGUAAUCUUGAUAGUGGUUCUUGCACUUGCCAUUCUUGCUUGUGAAGGCUUUGGCCGACAAUUGCAGCUUCCAUACUGGGGUAUCCUCCUAGCAAUGGGGAUGGCCCUUCUCUUCACUCUCCCUAUUGGUGUCAUCACAGCUACCACAAAUCAGCAACCAGGACUAAAUGUCAUCACUGAACUGGUAAUUGGUUACCUAUAUCCGGGGAAACCACUUGCAAAUGUUGCAUUCAAGAUCUAUGGUUACACAAGCAUGACACAAGCCAUAAUGUUCCUCUCCGACUUUAAGUUGGGACACUACAUGAAAAUUCCUCCCAAGUCCAUGUUUGUUGUUCAGCUAGUGGGGACCAUAGUGGCAUCAUCUGUCUACUUCGGAACAGCAUGGUGGCUUCUGACAUCAGUAACCGACAUCUGCCAACCCUCGAAACUCCCGGUGGGAAGCCCGUGGACAUGCCCCGGCGACGACGUCUUCUACAACGCCUCCGUAAUCUGGGGCGUGGUGGGCCCACUCCGCAUGUUCGGCCGCCUUGGUCACUACCCCGCCAUGAACUACCUCUUCCUCAUCGGCUUCCUCGCUCCGCUCCCCUUCUACCUCCUCUCGCGGGCCUUUCCGCGCUACCGUUUCCUCAGACUCAUCCACGUCCCCAUCAUCCUCGGCGGCGCCGGCGGAAUGCCGCCUGCCAGGGCCGUCAACUACAUCUGCUGGGGCGCCGUUGGGCUCUUCUUCAACUUCGUGGUUUACCGGAGAUUUAAAGGGUGGUGGGCUAGGCACAACUACAUCUUGUCCGCCGGGCUUGACGCCGGAGUGGCUUUCAUGGCGAUUUUAUGCUAUUUUGCGUUGCAGAUAAGGGAUAUCAAUGGAAUGAGGUGGUGGGGUUUGGAUUUGGAUGAUCAUUGUCCUCUCGCCAGUUGCCCUACUGCGCCUGGCAUCAAGGUCGAAGGCUGCCCUGUUUUCAGCUGAUACAUAUAAAAUUUCUAUAAAUAUUAUUUUGUGUGUGUAUGUAGGAGAGAUUUCUAAGAGUUGAAAUGCAUAAAUGUAAAGGUUGUUAUUCAAAAAGAAGGCAAACAUUAGGCUAAGUUAAGUGAGAAGAACAACCAUAUGCGACGUGUAGUCGAAAAAUAUGGUGUGGUUGCAAACAUAGUGUAAUACUCCAUAUUUAAUUAAGUCUUAAGCUAAUAAUAAAUAAUUUAGUAAA
This is a messenger RNA of Morus notabilis, 2840 nucleotides long. Its product is annotated as oligopeptide transporter 1. Bases 356 to 2605 code for a protein of 749 amino acids. The transcript is spliced from 7 exons. Gene Ontology annotation, molecular function: oligopeptide transmembrane transporter activity. The record is from RefSeq and is a predicted model, not a curated record. NCBI's taxonomy places the organism in Eukaryota, Viridiplantae, Streptophyta, Magnoliopsida, Rosales, Moraceae. Gene Ontology annotation, biological process: transmembrane transport.